Molecule: messenger RNA, 1939 nt
Organism: Elaeis guineensis (African oil palm)
Lineage: Eukaryota; Viridiplantae; Streptophyta; Magnoliopsida; Arecales; Arecaceae
Product: betaine aldehyde dehydrogenase 2
Molecular function (GO): oxidoreductase activity, acting on the aldehyde or oxo group of donors, NAD or NADP as acceptor
Source: RefSeq, a predicted model, not a curated record
CACGAACGCUUCGCUCCACUUUACAGGCCUCUAUCUCUUGUCGCACUCACUCCUCCUUUUCUCCCUCUCCCUCAGCUGCGAGUCUCUUGCAAGUGAGAAGCAUGUCGGUCGCGAUCCCUCGCCGCCUGCUCUUCAUCGACGGCGAAUGGAGAGAACCCGUCCGCCACAAGCGAAUCCCCAUCAUCAAUCCUGCCACCGAGGAGCCCAUCGGGGAGAUACCCGCUGCGACGGCGGAGGACGUGGAGCUGGCGGUGGCCGCCGCCCGGAGGGCUCUUACCAGGAACCGGGGCAAGGACUGGGCCCGCACCUCCGGUGCUGCUCGUGCCAAAUAUCUCCGUGCGAUCGCCGCCAAGAUAACCGAGAGGAAAUCUGAGCUGGCUAAGCUAGAGACACUAGACUGCGGGAAGCCUCUGGAUGAAGCAGCGUGGGACAUGGAUGAUGUUGCUGGGUGUUUUGAGUAUUAUGCAGAUCUUGCAGAGGCCUUGGAUGGAAAACAAAGAGCCCCUGUAUCUCUUCCUAUGCAAACAUUUAAAUCUUAUGUUCUUAAAGAGCCUAUUGGAGUUGUUGGCUUGAUCACUCCAUGGAACUAUCCUCUAUUAAUGGGUGUUUGGAAGGUUGCUCCUGCCUUGGCUGCUGGUUGUACAGCUAUACUAAAGCCAUCUGAGCUGGCUUCUGUAACAUGUUUAGAGCUUGCUGACAUAUGCAAGGAAGUUGGACUCCCUCCUGGUGUCCUAAACAUAGUGACUGGGUUUGGUCCUGAAGCUGGCGCUCCUUUAGUAUCCCAUCCUCAUGUGGAUAAGAUUGCAUUUACUGGAAGUACAGAAACUGGUAGAAGGAUAAUGACUGCUGCUGCUCAAACAAUCAAGCCUGUUUCAUUGGAACUUGGUGGUAAAAGUCCCAUUAUUGUAUUUGAAGAUGUGGACAUUGAGAAAGCUGUUGAAUGGUCUCUUUUUGGGUGCUUUUGGACAAAUGGUCAAAUAUGCAGUGCAACUUCCCGUCUUCUUGUACAUGAAAGCAUCUCAAAAGAAUUCAUGGAGAGACUUGUUGCUUGGGCCAAAAACAUCAAAAUCUCCAAUCCACUUGAAGAAGGUUGCAGGCUUGGACCUGUUGUCAGUGAAGGGCAGUAUGAGAAGAUCAAAAAGUUCAUUUCAACUGCAAAGAGUGAAGGUGCUACCUUUUUGUGUGGAGGUGGACGCCCCCAGCAUCUAGAAAAGGGGUUCUUUAUUGAACCAACAAUCAUUACUGAUGUGGACACAUCCAUGCAAAUUUGGAGAGAUGAGGUUUUCGGGCCUGUUCUUUGUAUUAAAACAUUCAGCACCGAGGAAGAAGCUGUUGAACUUGCAAAUGAUACUCAAUUUGGCUUAGCAGGUGCUGUUAUUUCAAAGGAUCCAGAGCGCUGCAACCGUAUAUCUGAGGAAAUUCAAGCUGGAAUUGUAUGGGUAAACUGCUCACAGCCCUGCUUCUGUCAAGCUCCUUGGGGAGGAAACAAGCGCAGUGGUUUUGGUCGUGAACUUGGGGAAUGGGGGCUCGAUAACUACUUGAGUGUGAAGCAAGUGACUGAAUACAUCUCAGAUGAACCUUGGGCAUGGUAUCCACCUCCCUCCAAGCUGUAGAAAUGUUAUCUGCUUGAAGCAGUGAUGAUCGGUGUGAGCAAAUAUCAUCAAAGUUUGGACAUCCAAUAUAAUUUUGUGAUCAUAACGUGAAUGUGAGGUAGACUGCAGCUGGAAAUACAUGGCAGGAGCAAAUUGCACUUAAAAUGCUGCUGGUUACAUGCUCUGGUACAUGUAGUUUUGUGCAGUUAAAAAUGUUGUUAUCCUAUAUUGUCUGGCUGGAUCGAACCUUAUACUGAAAAUAAACCAUCUAUCAAAUAACCGGAUACCCCUGAACUGGACUUCAGUAAAGUUUGAAAGCUUGAAUUUCAAGGAAUUAUUUCGUGAGA